Molecule: messenger RNA, 611 nt
Organism: Morus notabilis
Lineage: Eukaryota; Viridiplantae; Streptophyta; Magnoliopsida; Rosales; Moraceae
Product: glutaredoxin-C1
Exons: 1
Coding region: 91-474 (127 amino acids)
Source: RefSeq, a predicted model, not a curated record
CUCUCAUUUCUCAAACAUUACUUAGGGUUGACCGACCGCAGUUUAAGGUUCAGGUUUAGGGUUGCGACAAACAGAAACAGAGAAAUUAAAAUGCAGUAUCAGGCGGCUGACUCGUGGGGAUAUUAUGUGCCGGCGGCACGGUGCAUGGGAGGUGGGGACCCACUGGAGAGGGUGGCGAGGCUGGCGGCAGAGAGCGCGGUGGUGGUGUUCAGCGUGAGCAGCUGCUGCAUGUGCCACGCAGUGAAGAGGCUCUUCUGCGGGAUGGGGGUUAAUCCGACGGUGUACGAGCUCGAUCACGAUCCCCGAGGCAAGGAAAUCGAACGGGCUUUGAUGAGGCUGCUCGGCACCCCCAAUGCCGUCCCCGUUGUCUUCAUCGGCGGCAAGCUCGUCGGCGCCAUGGACCAUGUCAUGGCUUCCCACAUCAAUGGCUCCCUCGUCCCGCUCCUCAAGGAGGCCGGAGCUCUUUGGCUCUGAUAUAUGUGUAAUAAAAAAAAAAUCUAUAUACAUAUAUGAGCAGACAAAGAAACCAAAAAUCCAGAGAGAAAUUAAGGAAGUUAAAUUUUUAGUAGGUGCCGGUGGAGUUGUUUUGGUGAUCUCCGAAACUUGGUUUU